AUGGCCCCCCACCCCGAAGCCCACCUCCUAUUCCACGCCCCCAUCGCAGACCACUCCUUCUCGGCCGACAGGAGCCUGCUCGCCGUCUCUAGGGACAUCAAGGUCGAGCUCUACGGCCACGAGCCCGACGGCUCCUUCAAGUUCAAGGAGGAGCUCGUCGGCCACGAUAAGACCGUCACGAGUGUCGAUAUUGCGGCGAGGAGUGGGAGGAUUGUGACGUGCUCGCAGGACCGCAACGCCCUCGUCUGGGAGCCCUCCCCCACGGGCUGGAAACCCACCCUCGUCCUCCUCCGCCUCAACCGCGCCGCCACACACGUGCGCUGGUCCCCGGACGAAUCCAAAUUCGCCGUCGGCUCCGGCGCGCGCGCCAUCGCCGUCUGCUACUUUGAGCAAGAGAACGACUGGUGGGUGUCCAAGCACCUCAAGAAGCCGCUGCGCAGCACGGUCCUCUCCCUCUCCUGGCACCCCAACAGCGUCCUCCUCGCAUCCGGCUCCGCCGACGCCCACGCCCGCGUCUUCUCCGCAUUCAUCAAGGGCGUCGACCAGCGGCCCGAGCCCACGGCGUGGGGCGAGCGCAUCCCCUUCAACACCGUCUGCGGCGAGUACAUGAACUCGUCGGGCGGGUGGGUGCACGCCGUUGCGUUCUCGCCGAGCGGCAACGCCCUCGCCUUUGCAGCGCAUGACUCCAGUGUGACGGUGGUGUAUCCGGCGGCGCCGGACGCGCCGCCGAGAGCGGUUGUCACGGUGACGACGCAGAUGCUGCCGUUUGUGGCGCUGUGUUGGACGCGGGAGGACCAGCUUGUGGCGGCGGGGCAUGAUUGCCAUCCCGUGGUGUUUGAGGGGACGGAGGAGGGGUGGCGGCAGGCGUAUGCGGUGGAUGAUCCGAAUAAGGCGAAGCAGGGCGAGGCGCAGGAGAGCUCGGCGCUCAAUAUGUUUAGGCAGAUGGACCUGAAGGGGAAGAGUGGGGCGGGCGAUGAUGCGAGUCUCAAGACGAUCCAUCAGAACUCGAUUGCGAGCCUGAGGGCGUAUGAGGGUGCGGAGGGCGCGGUGGUGAGGUUUAGUAGUAGUGGUGUUGAUGGGAGAAUCGUCAUCUUCCCGGUUGCGCACUAG
Molecule: messenger RNA, 1110 nt
Organism: Morchella importuna
Lineage: Eukaryota; Fungi; Ascomycota; Pezizomycetes; Pezizales; Morchellaceae
Exons: 3
Coding region: 1-1110 (369 amino acids)
Biological process (GO): Arp2/3 complex-mediated actin nucleation
Cellular component (GO): actin cytoskeleton; Arp2/3 protein complex
Molecular function (GO): actin filament binding
Source: RefSeq, a predicted model, not a curated record